Molecule: messenger RNA, 4363 nt
Organism: Cavia porcellus (domestic guinea pig)
Lineage: Eukaryota; Metazoa; Chordata; Mammalia; Rodentia; Caviidae
Exons: 4
Coding region: 1-1461 (486 amino acids)
Source: RefSeq, a predicted model, not a curated record
AUGUGCUUUGACGUGCAGCCUCAAAAAUCCCCUGCUAACUCAGGGCUACUACCUUCCCCACGGGCUGUAGGAGUGAUCUCCUCCUGGAGAGUGGAGAUCACGGUAGGGGUUGCACUGUUUCCACAGCCCUCAGCUCAUUGUGAGAGUGUGCCGGAUGCUUUCCUGCCCUCACUUACUACUACAGAAAGUUUUCCCAGAGCCUCAAACCAGACAAGCACAUGUGCAGACCCACUUUAUGAGCCCUGUGAUGCUGGGAAGGUAACACAGGACUGCAGCAAGGCGAACGGGUUGUUACCUGAGAGCCUGCGACACUCUAGACUAGCCAGGACAGUGGAGCAACUGAGCCUGGCUCCCUUCACACAGUCAGAAGGCAGAUGUGAGCCCGGGCCCUUGGUUUCCCUCAGGGGAGAUCAGUGUGGUGACACAGGGGCUCAGACCCAGAAUACAGGAGAAUGUGCCAAUGCACUGCCUUCUACUCAGCCACAGAGUACCCCAGGCACCCAUCCUGAAGGGGACUCUGGGCACAGUCAUGUCAAGGGAUGCAGUGAAGUUCAGGCUGUCCAGAAGGUUCCAGAUCACACUCCACAAAAAAUAAGCAGCCUUAGGCAAUGUGACCAUGAAGGUUACCAUAACCGUCAUGAUUGUUCCUUGACUAGGGAAGAUCCUGAGAGGUACACUCCAUACGAAGCCAGGGAGCGCAGUGUGAAACGGUCACACAAGGAUUCUUCCCAGGCCAGGAAGGGCCAGGAGCUGCCUGCCCUGCUGUGGGAGUGGACCGGCUUCCACAGCCCACACACUGGUGCUUCACCGCCUUGCCCUCUGCACCCCGAGUGCUACCCUCAGGAGAAAGCUGCCUUCAGGGCUGACCACAGUGGCUGCAGCCUGUCUCACGGGAUUCGUGGACGUGAAACCGUGAGGUCAGGCAAGCGCAGGUACCAGAGUGCAGAAAGUAUCUGUAACGGGGGUAGCACACCAAAGAAAGCCCGCAGGAGCCUACCGAGAGACCUGGAGGAGCCUAACAAAUCUAAAGCCAAACACCAUGAGCGGGAGCACAGGUGUCUGCUGGACCCAGAUCUCCCAGUCGUGCAGUCAGACACUGAGCCCUGCAGAUACAAAAAGAAGAGGCACUCAGAGAACUUUGGAAAAGAACCAGACUGCACUCACCCCAGGCCUCAAGCCGUGAGACUGUGGGCAAUUUCUGGAGAUGAUAGAUCAGCUUCCUGCUUGCUGACCACCUGCCUGAAGGGCCUUGGUCUUUUCCCAAAGAAAAACAAACAAUUAACAGCAGAGAGCAGGGUGAAUGGUUGCCAGUAUGGCCAGGGUAAGAGGCAGUUUGUGGAAUUAAGAGAAAAAAUUCUUUCACAAUCUUGUUUUGAAAUGGAGACUGACACAGGGAGGUGUAACCCCAAGUGCUGGGAAGGUUGUGUGAGUAAUGCAGGGCUCAUGCCUCGCCAGCCUUGACUCACAGGCCCUGUGUGAUUCGCUAUCCUUGUGCAGUUUGGAUGCUUGACACUGAUCCAUUAGCACUGAGGAUGGUUUCUUGGAAAUGGAAUUUAUGGCCCUUGAAAUUCAUGGCUCUCUGUGUGUCUAAGUAUUUAUUUAAAGGGAGAAAUUACUAUUUUGGAAGCAUUUUUGGCAGUGAUGCUUUUGCACAUUUAGAGAGUAUCCUAACUCAUAAUUUGAUAACCCAGGCCACUCAGAAGUCAGCUGCCACUCUAAAGGUGACGCCUUGGGGUGGCGUCUGCAUCUCACUCUGGGAUACUGGGCAUCUUGGAUUCUUGUGUGUCAACUGUGACUUUCUGUGAGUUAGCAGCUCUUUGUGCUCUGAUUGCAGUGGGGCAGCCCCUCCCCCUUUCUAACUGGUUCCCCAAGGAGGAGCCCUGAGAAGCUUGUUAAGAUAGAAACUGACAGGAAUGGGUCCUGGGACAGAGUUUCCAAACUGCAAGUAGAAGAAGACCAAAGUAGGACUUGUGCCUCCAAAUCAGCUGUGAGGUAAGGUGGCUUUCAUGUCUUCAAAGCUUCCAAAGAGGAGUAGGAAUUUGUGUCAUCUGAAGACUGUGUGAAAUACAAAUGUCAUGGUCUGCAGACUUCAGGUGAAGCACAGCUGGUGUCUGUGCAUGGCUGGUGCUCCUGCCAGAGGAAGGUGGCAACUGCUGAGACCGCACAGCCCACCACAAAGUGUUUAUCCCCUGGCCCUUCACAGAAAAGAAAGCUCAGCUGAAAUGUGUUUGCUUGGGGAGGUCCAGUCAGGGACAGGCCUGUGCCUACUAUUUCACAGUGACUGUAUGCAGCUGUCAUAAGUAUGAUGAGAAGCAGGCCUUAGGAAGGCUGAGGCCACCACAGUGGGUCCAGGCAGAGUCAACUCUUCUGCCAGGACAGGAGCGAAGCAGUGUGGCAUUUGCUCUUUGUGUUAUGGAAUUGUGUGCAUUUGUAGAGCGUUUUCACAUUACUGUUUCGUGAUUUGUGGAAGGGUGGGGCUUUCUGACCUCUGUGUAGUACUUGAGGAUUUGGUAGUGAGAAGAAUUUGGUCUGCAUGUUGGUAGCAUCCUACCAGUGUUGGAAUCUGUCAUCCUGGCUGGGCAGGUGACGCCUCAGGGAUUAGCAAUGUGGAGACAGCAAGUUGACCACCAGCAUUUUGGGCUGUGUGCACUCAUCCACUGAGGAGCUGCAAUCAGGUCAUGUCUCACUCCCGGUGCACUGAUGACUGGAUUGCAGCCAGCACUUCCACUGGGAGCACACACCAAUUUCCCUGGGCUCUGGGCCUCCUGAGAUGGGCCUUGGCUGUGCCAAGUACUCUGCCAUCUUACAUGCGCUGGCCUUCCUGUGUCCUAACAUUGACCGCUGACCUUUCUCCUCCAAGUUCCUGACCUCUGGCUUCAUUCAAAUCCUGUUAAUUUCUUUGGCCUGGAGUCUGUUGCAGCCUCAUGUGGGAACUCAGCAGUGUGAUGGUGUUGGCAUGGCCUGUUUCCUAGGGACAGGUUUGGGGACCGCUGUCUGACAAUCCAUCAUCAUGGGAACUCAGUUUACUUUCAGGGGGACUCUUGUGGCAGGGGCUGUGUGCAGCUUGACAUUGCUCAGACUGAUUGGAGCUGAAGGCAGGCAGCCAGUGUUAAGCUUCAACAAAACUAUGUCUGAUGAGAACCACUUCAUUCACACCAAGAGCACAGACACUAGAAAUUGUACUGUCAUUAAAACAUUUCUUAACCUCUUCCUUUCAGGUGAUUGAAAACUUGGCCUCAAAACAAAAAAAUCACUAGUUAAGCUAAGUGCUUUCCCUGCCCAUUUUCUUCUUCACAGAAGCACUGGGAAGGGACAGAGAAGGCAUGAAAAUUCUGAGGAGACCCAAAGGUCAUGGAAUCAUGAGCUGCAGAAAGAGCAGCAGGGGUGGGGGGCCUCUGAAUUCCAAGCCAGCACUGGAGGGUGGGGACCUCUUCUCCCUGGCUAAGGAAGGGGAGGUUCAGAUUCCUCCUUCCUCCCUCCAUGGAAGCAGCCCACAGGGAACCCCCAUCAGAAUCAGCAGUCAUGGGAUAAGCAUCUGGGAUGAGAAGCCCAUGUCCCUUCCCCAGACAGCAGAGCCCAUCCCAAGAGCUCAGCAUCUAGGCCUGGUGGUCAGGCUGAGGCUGGGUCAUACUCCUCACCUGACACUGCCACUGUGUUGGGAUGAGGUCCAGGUGACUUAGAGCGGAGCCUUCAUCGUGUCCAGGGUGUGUCUGAAUCUCUUGUGUUCUGUGGUCCGUGCAGGUGGGGCCCAUGUUCCAUGUUAUGCACUGGUGGCGGGAAAGGAAGCAGAGGGCCAUUUAACUCAUGAAAGGAAACUGUCUUUAUGUGUCUCAUAGUCAAUCAGCAAGUGUGAUUUUAAAUGAACUUGGAAGUGAACUAUCAAAAGACGAUCAGUGUGCAGUUAAUUAACACUCUUUACUUGUGUGUCCUCAAGGGAAAGCCUUUAAGUCUGAGGACUGAAAGUCUUCUAGAGUGAAAGAGGAUCUAAGGAUUGGGAAGGACUGGCCACAGCUGGGUUCCAGGCUAUGCAGGUGCAGUGUGGCCCAGCAGGUGGUGCCUCCCUGGCCAGGGAAGCUCCUCUGCAGCUGCCUGGCUUCCAUGGGUUCCUCUUCUGCCUUUCAGGUGGCAGCCAUGGCUUUAAGGGAAAAGAGCUUCUGGAACACCAAGGGGACCUGUGGACAGGGUGGAACAGAAAGAGGGGCUUUCCUUCUGGGGAGCUCCGCCUUUGACUAAUGCCUGUGCCUCCUGUCUUUUAGAUUCAACGUGUUCCACAGCAGUCAUCCCAACUCGGCUGAAAUUAUUAACAUAAAUUUGUUCAAAUCUGUGUGGUGCCUCUUUAGUAAAUGCUGUACAUAUUUUGCCA